Messenger RNA from Ziziphus jujuba (common jujube), 2345 nucleotides. RefSeq lists its product as uncharacterized. Bases 387 to 2156 code for a protein of 589 amino acids. Lineage: Eukaryota; Viridiplantae; Streptophyta; Magnoliopsida; Rosales; Rhamnaceae. The transcript has 11 exons. The record is from RefSeq and is a predicted model, not a curated record.
AAAAAAAAAGAAAAGAAAAAAAACCGCUUUUCUUAGUCGGUAAAAUUUUCUAUUUUCCUGAAAGUCUCUCUCUCUCUCUCUUCUGCCCCUCGUAUUUCUACUUUGGGACCUUGAUUUUUGUUUAUUAAUUUUUCUAUAAAACAAAGAUUCAGCGUUUCUCGUUUGUUGAUUGAUUAUCCUUUACACCACUUUAGUUUCUUUGUUAUUUUAUUUUAUUUUUUCCUUCUUCUUCCAUAAAUUGUACUCCAAUCGGGGCCUACGAACCCUAAUUUUUUCCCCUUUCAAUAUUGCAUUGUAUUUUUCCCUAUUUUGACCUGUAUAGAAAUGGUGAAAAACGUGUCGUCGACCAAAUUCAUCUGCUAAGCUGUAGAAAAGUGCACCACAAAAUGGGCCACUCGAGCAGGAAGAAGAGGAAGCAGACAGAGGAAACCACUGAUGACUCAUCUUUGUCUGAUCGGAGCUCCGACGAAUCAGAACGGUCUUCGAAGAGUCGGCGCCGUCACCGGCGCAGAAGUGAUCGGAGUUCUAAAAGAGAGAAAGAGAGGAAGGAAAGGGACGGGAAACGAACCAGGCAUAGAAAGGAUAAGGAGAGAAAGAGAAGGAAAUUGACGAGGGAGGAUAAGAAGAAGAAGAAGAAGAAGAAAAGGGCUUAUGAUUCUUAUAGUUCUGAUGAGUCUGAUUCUAAGUCUUCAAGUGGUGUUAGUGAUUCAGAAGCUGAGAGGAAUCAGGUUCAACCCCAAGCUGUGGUGCAAGAAUUGUUGGAUAAAUUUCCUAAUGUUGGAAACGACUUGAAACAGCUCCUGCAAAUGAUCGAUAGUGGGCAAGCUGUUGAUAUAAAAGGCAUAUCUGAAGGAUCUCUGAUUAAGCAUUUAAAGAAGCUGUUCCUUUCAUUAAGUCUUAAGGAAAAUGGUGACAGAGUGUUUUUGCUUCCUUCAAAUGUCCGUCCCACUAUGGAGGUUGUUGGCCCGCUGCUUGAAAGUUCUGUGGAACAUAAAGAUGAACCACUCGAUCCUUCUGUGCCACUAAGUGAUACACAUCCAGAUUCGAAUUCUGAAAGCAAACAAGUGAUAGAUAAUGACAAUGUAGCUCACCCAAAGGAUGAUUCUCCAGGUCCUAAAAAAAGGAUGAUUGGUCCUGCAGUGCCGUCAGCUGAGUUACUUGCUGCUGCAGCUAAAUUAACUGAAGCACAAGCUGAGCUCAGGGAAGCUGAGUUGGGGGAAGACACUGGAAUAUUUAUUGGACCUCCACCACCUGCUAUGGUUGCUGAAGUUGCAUCAGCAAAUGAAGCAGAGCGAUUUGAAGAGGUCACAAGGAUCAUGGAUGUUGAGGGUGAUAGUCCAUAUGAUGUUCUAGGAGUGAACCAUAAAAUGUCUGCAGAUAACAUAAAGAAAAGGUAUUGGAAAAUGUCGCUGUUGGUGCACCCUGAUAAAUGCUCACAUCCUCAAGCCCACCAAGCAUUUAUUAAAAUAAAUAAAGCUUUUAAAGAACUACAAGAUCCAAAUAAGCGAAAAGAAAUGGAUGAGAAAAUAAAACUUGAGGAGGAACGUGAGAAAUUCAAGGUUGAGCUGCAAGCAAUGCGUGAGGCUGCAAAAUGGAGAAGGUCACAAGGAAUAUCCAUGGAGGGUGAUGAUGAGCUCCUGGCAGAAGUGGAAGUGAAAGAGGCACCACAAAGGGAUGAGUGGAUGACAACGCUGCCCCCCGAGAGGAAGCCUGGUGGUAUGCCAGUGCAUUCCACAAGCUUUAGCAGGAAUACAAAGGAAGGACGCGGUGACACUAGUGUUUGGACAGAUACCCCUAUUGAUAGAGCACAAAAGGCAAAGAUCAAUUAUUUAGAAGCAUAUAAUGAAGCAGCAGCACUGGCUUCAAAUGAAGUGCAGAAGAGUGCAGAUUCAGAGUUGGUGGACAAAUAUAACAAAGAGAAACGAUCGAAAUCGUUGGUACAAAAGCACCAAGAAAAAGCCGCGAGCAGGUCAAAGAAAAAGGGGUCACAGCAGAAAGAAAAGGAAGAGUGGGCAGGGAAACAUCCAUGGAAACCUUGGGAUCGUGAGAAGGACCUGACUGCUGGGAGGCAGAGUGUAGAACUUGAUUCAGAAAACAUGGCUCAGGGUUUAACUUCCAGAUUUUCAUCUGGAUCGUUUCAGAGGAACUUCCUUUAGAACUAAUUCGAAAACCGAAUUGUUACCUUUUAUUUUUGCUUUUGAGUUAAGUUUUAGUGAUUUAUAGAACUAUUGUAUUUUUUGUAUUAUAAAAUAUCAUCAAAUUUUGUAUUAAAAAAGUGAAAUUGACCAAUAAAAUAAUAAAUUAGAAGUCACAGCAUAGGACAUAUGCAACCUUUUCUUUGUUCU